ACCACCUAAAUUUCGCGUUCAGUGCAAGUGUUGGCAUAUGAUGGCAUUAACAAAGCGGAUUAAAUGUUUUAAAUAUUUAGUUUACAGCUACGUCGUGCUCUUAAUGGUAACUGGUGCUGCCCAAAUUCUAGUAGGCACAAUUUUGUUAUGGGGUCAUUCUGGAUAUUACGGUAUUGUUCAAAAUAAACUAUGGGCGCCAGCCGCAAUACUUUUGUGCUUGGGACCAAUCACAUUUCUCCUUUGUUGGAUGGGAUGUCAAGCCACAAACCAAAGGAAGCGAUGUUUAUUAGGAACGUUCAUAGCGGCGCUGGUGACAUGCAUUUGCUUUCAAUUCUUUAUAUGUGGAUGGUCGUUAGCGAUGCGCGAAAGCCUUCCGACUUCUGUAGAGAUUUUUAUAGAUGAUUCAUUUGUUGAAUUUCUUGACAAAUUUUCUAGGACAAAGGUUGACAAUUUGCAUUUAUGGAACCGUAUGCAAUCACAGUUACAGUGCUGUGGAGUAGAUGGGCCCCUGGAUUAUCGUCGCCUCUCCCUUCCGUGGUCUUGCUGCUCUCGACCAGAACAUGCUUAUGAGUCCGCAUGUGACACUCAUUAUAAACGAGGUUGUUUAUCCGUUGUAUCUGAGCAAAUUAGAAAUCGGUUACUAUUUACAUCACUAGGCUCCGCAAUCAUAGCCAUUGCACAGAGUUUGGGCCUGUUUUGUGCAGUUCAUUUAGCAAUUUUGUUUGGAAAAAGUGAAAAUAAUCAUAAUAUUAACAAUUUAAGCAAAAAACGUCAACAACAAUUUCUUCCUUUAUCGAUUCAAGAUAAACGACAUGAUAUGCCCUCCCCUCUUAGUCUUUCACCUUCAGCUCCAGGUCAUCGGAUUAUUAAAACUUCAAAGCCACCAACCAUACCGAAAUGACAGACAAUUAGUUUUUAAAAUGAACAAAUAACUUAAUUCUUUACAUAUUGUAAACUGAGAUGGAAUGUAGAUAAUUGUGACCCUCAA
Molecule: messenger RNA, 988 nt
Organism: Anastrepha obliqua
Lineage: Eukaryota; Metazoa; Arthropoda; Insecta; Diptera; Tephritidae
Gene: TM4SF
Product: leukocyte surface antigen CD53
Exons: 5
Coding region: 38-901 (287 amino acids)
Biological process (GO): protein localization to plasma membrane; protein maturation
Cellular component (GO): membrane
Source: RefSeq, a predicted model, not a curated record